This is a messenger RNA of Lepisosteus oculatus (spotted gar), 4231 nucleotides long. The record is from RefSeq and is a predicted model, not a curated record. NCBI's taxonomy places the organism in Eukaryota, Metazoa, Chordata, Actinopteri, Semionotiformes, Lepisosteidae.
CCGCUCAAGAUUUCAGUGAUUCAAAGCUGUGAAUAUAAAUGUGAAGAAGUUAUCUACUUCACAUUAUAAGUUUCUCUUCUUUUCACAAGUGUAGUGUGGGAGACUGACGUCCGGAGUGAUACGUGGAGAGCUCAUAGAGUGUAUUUUGUUCUACCCGCCAAGAUAAAUCCGUCAUGAGAAAACGAUUCGGGAGAGCAGGGCGAAAAAGAAGACGUAAACACUUUGGGGACCCCGCACAAGGAGUUAAUCUUAGUGGGGAAUCCCAGUACGUAGAGCUGAGAAGAUGGUUAAAGCUGAGGGGCUUCAGCUCCACCUGCUUGAUUCCAGCUCAUUUUUCAGACACAGGAAGAGGACUUAUGACCAGCGAGACAAUUGAGGCUGGGGACCUGAUUAUUUCUUUACCUGAAAAAUGCCUGCUGUCCACAUCCACAGUGCUGAGAAGCCAUAUGGGUGAACUUAUUAAAAGGUGGAAGCCUCCAGUGUCUCCUUUGCUGGCCCUCUGUACAUUUCUCAUCUCUGAAAGGCAUUCUGGGACCAGAUCUUUGUGGAAGCCCUACAUUGAUGUUCUGCCCAAAACAUAUACAUGUCCUGUCUAUUUUUCUGAAGACACAGUGAACCUCUUACCUGCAGCUCUUAGAAAAAAAGCUCUGAAGCAGAGAGAGACAGUUCAGGAGCUGUACGAGUCUGCAGUUUCAUUUUUUAAGUCUCUUCAGCCCUUGUUCAGCCAAUCAGUGGAAAAUAUUUUUACCCAGGAUGCCUUGUGCUGGGCCUGGUGCAGCGUCAACACUCGCACUGUGUACAUGAAACACCCUCAGAGCGAUUUCCUUUCCAUGGAGCCAGAUGUGUACGCCUUGGCUCCCUAUCUAGAUCUCCUCAACCACUGUCCAGAUGUGCAGGUUGAAGCUGCUUUCAGCGAGCAGAGCAGAUGCUACGAGAUCAGGAGUGGCUCUGGCUGCAGGAGGCGUGAGCAGGCCUUCAUCUGCUAUGGGCCCCACGAUAACCAGCGCCUGCUGCUGGAGUACGGCUUCGUUGCCCGGGGCAACCCGCACAGCGCGGUUUACGUGGAGCGAGAGGACCUUCAGUUGUGCCUUACAAGGAGAGAUCAGCAGAUCACUCAGAAGCUGAUGUUUUUAAAGGAUCAUGACUUUUCAGAGAACCUGACCUUUGGGCUUGACGGUCCUUCCUGGAGACUGCUGAUGACACUCAGGCUGCUUUCCCUCCAACCUGACGAGUUUUCCUCUUGGAAGAGAGUCCUGCUCGGCGCUCCUGUCUCCCACAGCUGUGAACAGCACAGUUUUCACCUGGCUGCAGUUUUGUGUCAGCACCUCAUUGAUGAGAAUACCAAGGCCCUGGAGAAGAUACAUGUUAUGAAGGGAAGAGCGUCAGCUUCUCUCAGGCAUCAGCUGGACCUAGUGGAAUCUCUGAGGAAUGAGGAACAGAGAAUCCUGCACUGUUCAUUGGACAUGCUGAAAAGGGACGAGACAAUGACGUUCGUGGAAGACAGCUUAUGUUCAGUGAGUGGAGGUUCACAGAUCAGCAGUAGACCUUGUUAAGGCCUGAAGACAGACAUUGCUGCCUAAAUGAGACAGUCCUGCUGGCCCAUAGGUGUAACAUAAACCGAUGUUAUUACACAAUUGGGUACAUCUGUUGUCAGUCUAAUUGGAUGAUAAUGUGGAUAUAUGGUUCUGAACAUAGUUGUUCAGAUGUGCAUUUUAUUUCUUGUAUAUACUUAGUGGAAGUAUACACUUCUUAAGAAAAGUAGCAUUUUUUAAUUUACUGACCUGUUUUGAACUGUUUCAUAAACAUAUAAAUACAUAAAACAGAACGAUGUUAAAAGAAUGACUACAACAGAACAAUUUGCAAUUACCCAAGGAAUUGAGGCUGGCUAAAGGUAAAAUGAAAAAUGUAGUUGUCCUGCGAUAGAUUAACAGGAAUUCUGGCUUUAUGAUGAAAUUCAGGAUGUGCCCUUCUGUGGGAUGUCUUUCUUUUUCCUUCCUGUCUGAUUAGCAGAUGGGAGUGAUCAUAAUCCUUGAGAUGUGAAAAGGUAUUUUUUCACAGAUGUUUUGUCUCAUUUUCAAAACUGCAUUCGUCAACCUCUUUUCUUUUCCGAACUCUCUGUUUUUUAUUUUUUAGUACUUUGUUUUCCUUACUUUUUUCCCAAACUCGAUCAAAAAGUGUGACACAAUGCUGUUAGUACAGCUACCUCUCUGGUCCUGGUUUUGCUUCUCGUGUGUUUCUGUGGAACCUUCUGCCUGAAGGGAGUCUAUUGAUUCCCGAUCCCCCAAGGCAGAAGGUGAGGGUGACAAAUCUAGUGAUCCCUGCUCACUCCCACAGAUUACAAAUCUGUCUGAUCAUCCCUGAUGAUCAAUGUUGGAGGUCAAUUUCCAGUUGCUCACACUGGAGUGACUUAGAUUAGCCAGUCAUGUCCCCUUAUCUAAGCCUGUGUGAUUUCAUGGUAAUGAGAGGAAGUCGACUGAAUGACCUUUAAAAUAGGUCAGGAAUACAAAUAUUUUUCGGUGAUAACAGUCAUGUGUACUUACUAGAUUUAUGCUGAAUGGAUCCCUAUGAUGUAAGGUGGGUCCAUCCUGCCCGGUGUAUCAUACAGUAUCAUUUAUGCACAAGUGCAUAUCAGUCAGACCCAUGUGAAACAACAUCUGUCACAUGAUUCCCCAAUAAUACAGCAACUAAUUGCUGGUCUAAUUCUGUAUGACAUCCUCGUGACUUUUGACCCGGAGGCAAACGGUCACCGAGAUGUAGGUAGUGUGCUAUUGGGCUGAAACAUGAUUUAUAAUCUGUCAUCAGAGAAACAGAAGGAGUGACUCUUAACUCCAGGGUUCAGCCAAGCAUGCAAGCUGUUAGCAGGCAUCAGUGUCUACUAAUAAGCAUUUGGUACUAAUUAUUGCAUAUGCCAAAAGCCAAAGAUAUGGCACAGCGAUUUGCCAGAUGACAUUUAUGUAAAGAGCUGUGGGCUUGCGUUGGUUUCUUUCACUGUACACGUAGCUCGCACUUGCACGCCAUGUGUUCCAGCACCUCACGCACAGUGCCACAAGAGACGCAGUGGAAUGCGUGUCUCCUUCCUGCCCGUCUUUGUGCUCUUCAAGCAGCUUGAGCCCACACUACGUCUUGACCGUGUCCAGCAUUUAAACUCUCGGUCUGGCCCUGCUUCAGACAACUUUUAUUAAAGUUAGUCUGGUGACUGUGUAUACAAAGGGAGACCAUGUUAAGACUAUUUUACUAUUUAUUCUUUUUGACUUUUUAAAAUACAUAUGACAAAUUCCUAAACAUAUGGUAAUACUGUAAAGCUUAUGACUACCGAUGAACAUUAAAGGGCCUUGGGGAAGGGAAUACUGAGCAAAGGUACUGUAUACAGGAGGCAACAUUGUGGAGCAGUGGAUAGGAAUCUGAAUUUGUAACUGGAAGGCUGAGGGUUAAAAUCCCAGGCGACGCAAUGCUGUUGUACCUUUGAGUGAGGAACUUCAGCUUUAUUGUUUCAGUAAAAUAUCCAGCUGCAUAAAUGGAUGCCAAUGUAAGUCGCUUUGGAUAAAAGCAUCAGCUGAGUAAGUUAGUAAAUAUACUGAACCCACAUCAUCUACAGUAAUUAUGGUUUUGUUGUAGUUCAUUGUAUCCCUCUGCUGAUUUUCUAUUCCUUGAUUACAUUUUCUUUUUGGCUCAAGUCUCAUAAAUUAAAAUACUUUUGAUUAACACAGCUCAUGAAAUGAGUUGCACAUUCUAAAAAAGGGUCACAGCACAAAACGAUACGACACUACAAUAUUUUGGCUUGCUUCAUUUACUGUUUCUCGUGUCACAAACAAAUGCUGGAAAGAAAACUAUUAGUAGAAUCUCCAACAGGUCAACGAGCAGUGGUUUUACAGGUCAGAUUUGGACUCACUUGGGCCAUGUCUUGGUGGCAUAUGAGUGGCGUGCCUCUGCUUCAAUCAGCGCUGAGUCUUCGCUAGGAGGCUGUGCUGCCUCUGUCGUGUUGGAGGAUGAUUGGCUCUAAGGUGGGCAGAAGGAGGUGUUUGUAGCUGAGAGAUGAGAUGUGAAAAAACAGAUGUGUCUGUACCAAUUUAGGUGGGUAUAUCAAAGAUAAUGAAAGCGCUGAAAUAACUGGUUUUAUUUUUAAAAGAAUUAUUAAAAAAACAUUUCCUGCAGUACAAAUCCCUAAAUAAACUCAACCUGUAAGGAGUCUUGAGUAUAUAUGAAUACAACAUAAGAUGAAUUUUUCCUUCUA